Molecule: messenger RNA, 2503 nt
Organism: Tribolium castaneum (red flour beetle)
Lineage: Eukaryota; Metazoa; Arthropoda; Insecta; Coleoptera; Tenebrionidae
Gene: ear
Product: ENL/AF9-related
Exons: 6
Coding region: 252-2075 (607 amino acids)
Biological process (GO): positive regulation of DNA-templated transcription
Cellular component (GO): transcription elongation factor complex
Molecular function (GO): chromatin binding
Source: RefSeq, a predicted model, not a curated record
UCCGAAAUCGCGUAUCUAGUGACAUUAGUUGUCAGGUGUUGGCAUUGAUGCUUGUGGGAGUUUGUUUUUGAUUUUAAUAUAAAUAGCAAAAAAAAUCAAUUUAAUAAACAAAAACCUGCAAUUAAAGCACGUUACGUCCCGUGUUAACUUCCAGCUUGUAGUUCAAUGAAACUGUGUAUUGUUUUCUGAGCCCCGUGUCAUCAGCACCCCGAAACGGCGUCAAAAUGGGUUAAAACCAGCACCCCAGUACCAUGGCAGUGCGAAUUUGCAUCGAAAUAGGUCACGAGGCAUCUCUCCGUACCAAAAAGACCCAAGAAGGCUUCACCCAUGACUGGGAGGUGUUCGUGCGAGGGUGCGACGGUGCGGAGAUUCACUAUUACAUUGAAAAAGUUGUCUUCUAUUUGCACGAGACGUUUCCGAAGCCAAAAAGGGUGGUCAAGGAGCCCCCGUAUUCCGUGAAGGAGUCAGGGUACGCUGGGUUCAACUUCCCCAUCGAUAUUUAUUUAAGGAACAAUAAUGAGCCGAAGAAAAUCAGGUUUACGUACGAUUUGACCUUGCAACAGUCAGGGCCCCCUAUUGUUAAAGUGCAGAAGGAAAAGUAUGUCUUCACUUCGGUCAGUGAUGAAUUCAAGAUGAAAUUGUUAAAAGGGGGUGCAACGAUCGGGAGCUCCUCUAGCAUGCAAGAUGUGAGCGAUAACAGAUCGUCAAUUGAUGAUAAGAAUCAAAUGACUAAUAAACCGAAAUUGAGCGGUUCCGACAUGAAGAAGCAAAAAAUCAAAAUUGGGGAACCUUGUAGGGACUUCCAGGAAUUGUUUGGCUCCCCUAUCAAUAUGUCCAAGAGUUCAGAACCUAAAUUAACAAUUCCUAAACCUGACAGUAAAGGUGUGGAGAAGUCCCGGACGAAACACAGCCCCCAUAAGGAGAGUCACAAGGACAAGGAAAAAUCGAAGGAUAAGACCGAUUCGGAGAAAAAAAAUCGCGAUGAAAAGAAGAAAGAACGAUCAAAGGAUCACGAACGAAGUAAAGACAGAAGUACCAAAAAGGAAAAAUCCCCGCGCCCCAAAAGUCCUAGUCCGAAAAGAUCACCAAAACGGUCGUCCAGUCCUCGAUUUUCUAGUCCACCGGUUUUAAAAAAGGAAUCGAAACACAACGAUAAAGAAAAAAGGGACAAAAACGAAGAACGAAAGUCGAAGAAAGAGAAACGGAGUAAAGAACACAAAGAGAACAAACACGGAGAAGGCGAACAAAAAACGGACGAGCACAAGGAUAAUAAAAUCAAAAGUGAGGCGAAGAAAGAAAGUGGAAAAAUGAAAAGCGAGAAUUCGGCGUCGCCAACACAUCGGUUUCCUGAAACUGAAAAAAAGAAAGAGAAGCCGAAGGAGAAGUCGUCAAAGGAGUCGUCGAAAGAGGACAAAUACUCGGAGAAGUAUAAGCACAAGAAGAAAGACAAAGAAAAGCGCGAGAAGAAGGAGGAAAAGUCGUACAAGUCUGAGAAAAAGUCUGAGAAAAUUCCAAGCGAAACCAAACCGAAUUUAUUCAAAAGUGAGCCUCAAGUGAAGAAGGAGAAAGUUUAUGUUAGUCCAGUUCGGCCUGCGGUCGAAGAUGAGUCCUCGAAUAGUUCAACAACUAGUUCGAAUUCGUCACUAGUUGAGAAAAAGGCCAAAACUGAAGUGGUGAAAGUCAAGGAAGAGAAAAAUCAAAAAUUGAAGAAGGAAAAAGGGUAUCAAGAGAACACAAUUAAGUGUAAGCGAAAAUCGGAUUCGGUGGAAGUGGAGGAACCACCGGAAAAGAUUCAUAAAGAUCAUGGGAUUAAUAAUAACUCGGAUUUGGAGCAGGAGAGUAAGGCAGUGCUGCCAACAGCGACCGAGGAGGAGGAGGACUACUUCGGAUUAUUGCGUGACCUCCAACACAAAAUAAUGGGACUCAAGGACAAUUCUGAUCUCCAAAAAGUCGUGAAACUGAUCGCCGAGACUGGCCGUUACGAAGUAUCAGCUCACACUUUUGAUUUUGAUUUGUGUUUGUUGGACAGAUCAACAGUCCAACAACUACAAGACUUUUUUGCGAAUGAAACUUAAUUAACUUUAGGUUGCAAUAUUUUAGUUUUAGGACAAUUUCCCCGAUGUUUGCGGAAAAGUGUCGUCUUUUGUUAUGUACCUGUUUUAAGGAGUUUUUGGAUGUUUAUUUCUCCUGGUAGGAGAGUGCAUUUCGUUGUGGUUUUCUGUUGUUUUUACACAUUUUAUUGUACUUGUACAGUGAUAAAUGCUAUUAUUUUUGUAAUUUUCAAAUCGUAGCGAACUAAUGUAACCACCGUUUCGUUUUUGAACGUAGGUAUAUUGUUAUCUAGCAGAUUAGUGUAACAAGGAUCAGUGUUGAAUAAGCAUUACUAGGUUUAAGUUUUUAAUGAACCUGUUAUUAUACAUUUAUUUAAUUGUUUUCGUAAUACUAAUGCCGGACCUGUAAUUUAUUUGACCGUCUUAGCAAUAAAUAAAUGUAAAAUUAAAAA